AAUGCACACCUUAAAAAAUAUAAAAAAAACAAGCAAUUUAAUGAAACAGCACCUGCACCCAUUGAAGAAGCAUCCGUUGAAUUUAAUGAAGAAUCUAAUGAAGAAAUAUGCCCAAUUAUGGACCAUAAUUUAUG
Molecule: messenger RNA, 134 nt
Organism: Dentiscutata erythropus
Lineage: Eukaryota; Fungi; Glomeromycota; Glomeromycetes; Diversisporales; Gigasporaceae
Source: the annotation of a GenBank genome assembly